UUAAACGCAAUCUCCUCUAUAUAUACCCUUCCAAUUCUCCUCAAUCUCUCCAAGGCAAACAGAAUAUGUUAAGCCAAUAGUACCAAUAAUACAUUCUUACUAGGCAUUGAUAUUAUUUUCAUUGAUAUACAUAUCAUACAUAAGUAAUUAUGAGUCAAAGAAAAUAUGCUUAUUUUGUUCUCAUUCUUGUCCUUGUUCUCCAUGCGUUUUCUUAUUCGGGGGAGGCACGACAACCGUUUGCAUGCGACCCCGCUAACGCGGUGACAAGAAACCUACGGUUCUGCAAAGCGUCGUUGCCAAUACAUGUGCGUGUUCAGGACUUAAUAGGACGAUUAACGUUGCAAGAGAAGAUAAGGUUGUUGGUGAAUAAUGCUGCACCGGUUGAAAGGCUAGGUGUUAAUGGCUAUGAGUGGUGGUCUGAGGCACUUCACGGUGUCUCCAACACCGGACCCGGUGUUAAGUUUGGUGGUGCUUUCCCUGGCGCUACUAGCUUUCCUCAAGUUAUUACUACUGCUGCUUCCUUUAACGCCUCCUUGUGGGAAGAAAUUGGCCGGGUGGUUUCUGAGGAAGGAAGAGCAAUGUAUAAUGGAGGAGCAGCAGGACUAACAUUUUGGAGUCCGAAUGUGAAUAUAUUAAGAGAUCCAAGGUGGGGAAGGUGUCAAGAAACACCAGGAGAGGACCCUCAUUUGGUUGCACGAUAUGCCGUCAGCUAUGUUAAGGGACUCCAAGGCGGCGGUGACCGUGGCAAUAGCCGCUUGAAGGUGGCUGCUUGCUGCAAACAUUACACUGCUUAUGAUCUUGAUGAUUGGAAUGGCUUUGAUCGUUACCACUUCAAUGCUAAGGUAAGCAUGCAGGACUUAGAGGACACGUACAAUGUGCCAUUCAAAGCAUGUGUGGUUGAAGGGAAUGUAGCAAGUGUAAUGUGCUCUUACAAUCAGAUCAAUGGAAAGCCAACGUGUGCUGACCCUACUCUCCUCCGUGACACUAUUCGUGCCCAAUGGCACCUUAACGGAUACAUCGUAUCAGAUUGUGAUUCUGUUGGAGUUUUAUUCGAUCAACAACACUACACCCGUUUCCCUGAAGAUGCUGCAGCUGCCACUAUCAAAGCUGGGUUGGACUUGGACUGUGGGCCUUUCCUAGCAAUCUACACAGAGCAGGCAGUCCGUACAGGCAAAGUUUCAGAAGUGGAAAUCAACUAUGCUUUAGCCAAUACAAUUACAGUCCAAAUGCGUCUAGGAAUGUUUGAUGGGCCAAAUGGGCCUUAUGCAAAUUUGGGCCCAAGAGAUGUGUGCACUCCAGCCCAUCAACAGUUGGCCUUGCAAGCAGCUCGUGAAGGUAUGGUUCUUCUCAAAAAUAUUGGACGAGCUCUGCCACUCUCCCCUCAGCGCCACCGCACUGUUGCUGUUAUUGGGCCCAACUCAGAUGCUACAACAACCAUGAUUGGCAAUUAUGCUGGUGUUCCAUGUGGUUAUAUUUCUCCGGUACAAGGAAUAGCAAGAUAUGCAAAGACAGUUCACCAACACGGAUGCAUGGGAGUAGCUUGUCUAGAGAACCAACAUUUUGGACUAGCAGAAAUUGCGGCGAGGCAUGCUGACGCCACUGUGUUAGUGAUGGGGCUUGACCAAUCCAUCGAAGCAGAAGCUAAGGAUCGAGUUAGCCUUCUUCUGCCAGGACGCCAGCAGGAGCUCAUUUCUAGAGCAGCUAUGGCUUCUAAAGGCCCUGUUGUGUUGGUUUUGAUGUCCGGUGGCCCUAUCGAUGUUACAUUUGCCAAAAAUGAUCCUCGCGUUUCCGCUAUUGUUUGGGCUGGCUACCCUGGCCAGGCUGGUGGAGCUGCUAUUGCUGAUGUUCUCUUUGGAAUAGCCAACCCAGGGGGGAAGCUUCCAAUGACAUGGUAUCCACAAGAUUAUGUAGCUAAAGUGUCUAUGGCAAACAUGGACAUGAGAGCAGAUCCAACAAGACACUAUCCAGGCAGAACCUACAGAUUCUACAAAGGCCCUACAGUUUUCCCAUUUGGGGCUGGCCUUAGCUACACAAGAUUCAACCAGCGCUUAGUAUCCGCCCCAGUCACUCUUUCAGUGCCAACCCUUCAGUAUGAUCUUGAAGGGAUCAACAGCACAACUAUUAGCACAACAAUGAAAAAGAAAGCAGUGAGAACAAUACAUACCAAUUGUGAUUCACUUGACUUAAACAUACACAUUGAUGUGAAAAACAUAGGAGACUUGGAUGGAACACACACAGUCCUCAUUUUCUCAACCCCGCCUCCAGGUGCUACAUUUCCUGAGAAACAACUAGUCGCGUUUGAGAAAUUUCAUGUCGUGGCUGGGGCUCAGCAGAGAGUCAUGAUCAACAUCAAUGCCUGCAAACACCUUAGCGUAGCUGAUGAAUAUGGAAUUCGAAGAAUUUUUAUGGGAGAACACAAAAUUCAUGUUGGUGACGACUUCAAACAUUCUAUAACCUUCCAAGCUUCAAAAGACGAGAUCAAAGUCUAAGUAUACUUUUAAGGACUAGGUCAUAGGGUACUUGUUUCUAUUCUUGCAAUUAAUAAUUCUUAUUUCUUUCCCUCAGAAAGACAACAACAAGUAUAAAAAAGAUUUGUUGCUUGUGAGAGGGAAAAGUUAAGAACAAUAUUAGAGAUUUGUGGUGUAGUAAGUGUUUAAGAUCAAAGUUGCAGCAAGUGUAUUGAUUGGGUUCAAUAAAAAAUUUGUUGAACCUUAAAUGUGACAUAAAAUUUCAGAAUAAAGUACAUUAAAGGAUUGUUGUGA
Molecule: messenger RNA, 2762 nt
Organism: Lycium ferocissimum
Lineage: Eukaryota; Viridiplantae; Streptophyta; Magnoliopsida; Solanales; Solanaceae
Product: beta-D-xylosidase 1-like
Exons: 7
Coding region: 150-2489 (779 amino acids)
Biological process (GO): arabinan catabolic process; xylan catabolic process
Cellular component (GO): plant-type cell wall
Molecular function (GO): xylan 1,4-beta-xylosidase activity; alpha-L-arabinofuranosidase activity
Source: RefSeq, a predicted model, not a curated record